GCCACUACCUUCUGGUGGGACCGUACAGGAAGCUGUGCAGGAGAAGAGCUGAGACUCACGCAGGUGCUGGUCCAACCAUGGCCCCCAGUCUGAACGUGCUGCUGCUGCUGGUGCUGGCCGUUGCCACGGUGACGGUCCUCGGCCAGAGGCGACGCCCGGCCUCGACGAGCACGUCCACGGACGAGUGGAACUACAGAGACGGCUCUGAGAGGGUGAACAUGCGCGGCGUGGCCAACCUGACUCUCAUCCUGGACAACUGGAGGUUCGACAUCCUGGCCCAGAUGAGGGGCCUGCUGCAGAACGACCACCAGGCGCUGCUACCCGACUACGCCAGGAUCCAGCCGCUGUCCGAGGCUCUCGACGACCUCUACAAGGAGUUCAACGCCCUGAAGGCUCACCUCGGCGACCUCACCGAGAAGUUCUCCACCAUAGAGACCUUCAUCGACGAGGUCAAGGCUGACCGCGCCAACGCCGCCCAGGCCCCGCCCCCUGUCCCCAGACAGACCGGGAGGAGGCUGAUAAAGAAGAAGACCACUUCCUAGGCAGCCAACGUUCCUUUUCUUCUUCUUCUUCUUGCACGCAUUGCAUUGUUUGGUUGGGGCGGGACUGGAGGACAACAGGAAGUCCACGGUAAAACCAACAGAGUAACAAAAUAAAACGCACAAUAGUCUAGUCUCAUUUUUAGUUCAACCUCCUUUUUAAACUUCACAUAUUGAGUGAAUAAACUCUCUCAUUGCAUUGA
Molecule: messenger RNA, 742 nt
Organism: Pungitius pungitius (ninespine stickleback)
Lineage: Eukaryota; Metazoa; Chordata; Actinopteri; Perciformes; Gasterosteidae
Exons: 4
Coding region: 78-542 (154 amino acids)
Source: RefSeq, a predicted model, not a curated record